AUGGUCCAACAUGACUUGAAUGCGCUUGGGUUUCCGAAUUCUUUCGAAGCUUGUACGAACCAAGACUUCAAGCCUGCCCCAAGAGCAGAUGCAAAUCCAAUUCGAGCAUCGCUGUUGACCGGUUAUACAAUGAUGCCAGGCUUUCCGCCGUUCACAUCGUCUCCGGAAUCCCGCAAGCCAUCAACAACUAGCUGGCGUAUGGUACCUGUAUGCAGUUCAAAUUUUUUAGUCUCAGCUUUGCAACUUCAGCAUGGUCAUCAGUGGAAAAGCCAAAGAUUCCACAGCACCUCGAGCUUCUGGAAGAAGGCGCAAACAUCGCGAGCCUGCAACAAAAAUUCCAUAUUGACUGAAGAGACCUUUUUAUUGCUCCAGAAUCCCGCUCUUCCUGUUACAAUCUGCUCACCACUUCUGGAUCCCACAGAAUACCGGGGAAAAAUGGUACAGUUCCGCGAGUUUCACGACGCGCCACACCGUCUAUACCCAAGCGAACUCUGGAAGCUCCGGCGGUUCCCGUACAUAAUCAAAACCAAACGCGAGCUCAAAGACAAAGGCGUGGUCCUCAAAUCCAGUCCCGGGGGGGGGGGGCACAAUUGGCACGCAUCCAUCAUCAACGAGCGGCAAGAGUUCUGCAUCCGUCGUGGUCUCCCUGUAACGCCAGCACCAACACGAAAGAAGAGAGGCCUCAUCUCACGUCUCCAGAAAGCGGAUGAAGACAUGGUAUUCAGGUUUCUGGAUCUACCGCCUGAGCUCCGGGUUCAAGUCUACGUCGCGUUCCUGGAAAGUAUUCGAGAAGAACUCCCGGAACACCCCAUCGACCGAGUGUACGUCCAGCCACCAAUCACUGCCGUUAACAGACUCAUCCGGCAAGAAGCUUUGCCAGAGUUUUACAAAGUGUUGCCGCCGAGGCUCGAAGUCUGGACAAGAGUCCCUGGAGCGACAGAACGGUGGUCCAACAGCUCUACGGCAUUCGCCGUGUGCAGCUUUUUGGCCGAGAAAUUCAUCACCAAAGCGCAUCGCGACACUUUGGAUCAUGUAAAGUCGCUGAAUCUGGUCGGCACCACCGAGGAAGGGGAUCCUGGGAGUGGCUCCUGGCAGAUUGAGCUCGACUUGCAUGCUGGGACAGCCAAGAUUGAUAUCAACGAGCUGCGCGAUGAUGACCUCAAAGCGAAGGUGUUUGCAAACAAGGAUCCAGUUCAGAUACAUCAGAUCAUGGCAAGAUCCAGCUACGCCCUCAAGAUUGGCGUGCAAUCCAGGCGCUCUUCAUGCCCAUUACGGAGGCAUGAGAGUAUGGAGCUUCCCGAUGAAUGGAGAAGGGCAUUCCGAGAGGACCAAGACUCGGCGUUGUCGAUUUUGCCAAUACUUCUUCUUGGAUUCUUCCAAUUCGAGGCCUUUCUUGCUGUACAACUGCGACUUCCAACUUCUGACUGUUGUUCUACUCAGCUCGUAAACAGACAACACCUCCGCAUCCUCAUCGGUACUUCGCUUCGCUCGGAUCAGUGCCUCCAGAGUAUGGGCCGUCAGCCCAUACAAGAAAACUAUAUUCAAGCCAUAACGCAUCGCUCAAGUAUCCUGCCAUCUCUUGCUUCCAAAUUCGUUAUUGUUCUCCACAUCACACCCAUCGGGAUGACGGAGCCUUCAUUCACAACACGCAUGAAGCGCAGGCGUGGAGAAGGAGAAGGGUGGUGGGAUAUCAUGGUCGACUUCAAGGCCGGAAAUGGUGCUGGCCAAUUGGGCAAGAAGGAUGAACCGGUGCAGGAGGUGAUGGACGCCAGGCUGGCGGGUUUCGUGGAGUGGCGGAAGGGUUCAGGCGGAAGGCUGAGGCUGCAGCUUCACGAUGUGGAUGCAGUGCAGGCGCUUACUGGGUUCAAAAAGCUUGAAGCAAAGCCAAGCGCCGCAUCGCACAACGGACUGAAUGGCCAGCAGCAAAGCAAUCCAUCAUACCACGUGCAGAAAGUCCCGUCGCCGAGAAAGUCGCAGGCCCGAAGGCUACCACAAUAUAGACUCUAA
This is a messenger RNA of Pseudocercospora fijiensis CIRAD86, 2007 nucleotides long. RefSeq lists its product as uncharacterized. The transcript is spliced from 13 exons. NCBI's taxonomy places the organism in Eukaryota, Fungi, Ascomycota, Dothideomycetes, Mycosphaerellales, Mycosphaerellaceae. The record is from RefSeq and is a predicted model, not a curated record. Bases 1 to 2007 code for a protein of 668 amino acids.